AUGGGAGAUCAACCGGUGACGAAAGCAGAGUUUUACGGUGCCAUGACGGCUUUAACCGCGGCCAUCACAGCUCUGACAACACAGGUGACAACGUUAUCCAACAACAACCGAAACUACAACAGCAAUAGAAACAGUAACAACAACAGAAACGGCGACAACAACCGCAACAACCCAUCUACUAAUGACUCGAGUUCUGAGGAUGAGGAAGUUGUGUCCGAAAAGGGAGGUGAAGAGAAUCCAACUAGGAUAAAAAAAAUUGUCUUGUGCAAGUCUGGCGAUCCACAACUUGAUGUCGACCUACCUGUGGCGGCUCCGUUUAGGCCAGAUGUAUUUGUGCGAAAUCCGGCAACAACCUCACCGCCACUAGAACCUCCGGACACUAGGAUGCAGGCGGCGACUUCCAUCUCAGCAAAACCUCCGCAUCACAGCCGUCACAUUGAACUCAAGGAUUUGCUUAUAGAUCGGAUUAAACUCAAAACCAAAUUUGCGCCACCACCAGGUUCCACUUCCACAAACUCUAACAACAACUUUGAACAAAAAACCAUUCCUGAGCUCGUGAAUAUUUUGCGUGGAACAUGCCAGUUUGAUACAUAUGAUGUCAUUGAAGGUGUUUUGGUGAAUAGAGAGACGAGACUAAGAACAGAGAUUCAACAACAGUUGCAACAGAAGUUUGAAUUGGAGAAACUACAACUUCAAGAGAAGCUUCAAAUGGAAGAGCGUUUAAGGAUACAAGCUGAGGAAGAGGUUAAGAAAAGAGAGAAAAUUUGUGAGAAAGGAAAGAGAGUGGAAGAGAGUUACGAAAAAUUGUUGAAGGAAGUAAAGGCUGGUAUAGCUUAUAGAGAUAAUCGUAUUAUUAAAGAGCUUAAGAAGAAGAAUGGCAAAUUGGAGUGUGAAAUGAAGAAUUUGAAGGAGAAAUGUGAUGAUGAUAGCAAUAAAUUUGAUGUGAUGAGAACAAAGAACGAGGAAUUGGAGUCAAAAUUUGAAGUUUUGGAUUUGAGGAAGAUGAAGGGAAAAUGGGAGAGAGAUGGCAAUGAACUUGGUGUUUUAAGAAGUGAAUUAAAGAAAAAAAAUUUGGAGUUGAAAAAGUUGAAUGAAAAGUUGGUGGAAGAUAACAAUGCUCUUGAUGAGCUUCGAGGUAAGGUUCAUGUAUUGGAGGCUGAUAAAAAUGCUUUGGUUGCUGGACUUAAGAUUCAAAUUGGUGAAUUGGAAGAAAGAGUGAAUAAUCAUUUGACAACUAUAAGUGAGUUGGAGGAAGAAAACAGUAAAUUGGCUCAUGAGAAGCGGGUGGUUGAAAUGUUCUACAAGUCUUUGCGCACAAAGCAUAGAGAACUACAAGAAAGAGGAAACGAUGAGUGGGAGCCUCAUGCUGAUCCUAUGGUUGCUGAUUUUGAAGAUCUUACUGGAGAGGAUGUUCUUGUCAAUGUGUUUGGACAUGACACUACGGACGCUACUCCUUUGCGAAGAAAUGAAGAUGUUCGUGACUCUUUUGGAGUUGCUGCUAGUACACAACUGCAGAACAUAAGCGAUAAUGAUGCUCAAGGUGCAUCAUCAGCUAGUGGAAGAGUGAAACUAGGGGGAAAGGAUUAUGAGAUCAUAAUCCUUGAUGAUGAUGACAACGAUCGGUCUAUAUCUCAAAGAGUACAUGGAAAGAAGACAAUUUUUGGACAUGCCGUGAUGGAUGAGUAUCCAAGUUCAUCAGUGGCAACACAACAAAAAAGCAAAUUCACCAAUGCAGUAGUUGACACAGCCAAAAGAAAGUUUUCUUUCCCCAACAUUGAAACCUCCAGUUCCUCUGAUGAUUCUAUUGAUGAUAAUCUUCCAAUAAGUUCUGUGGUAUCACAAAGAAAAAAGACAAAAAUGUAG
Molecule: messenger RNA, 1863 nt
Organism: Trifolium pratense (red clover)
Lineage: Eukaryota; Viridiplantae; Streptophyta; Magnoliopsida; Fabales; Fabaceae
Product: histone-lysine N-methyltransferase, H3 lysine-79 specific-like
Exons: 4
Coding region: 1-1863 (620 amino acids)
Source: RefSeq, a predicted model, not a curated record